AUGGGUGUCACCAACCCUCCCCGGGCCACCAUGGGCACCGCAAUCAACCAGACCAGUAUGGCACGUCUCGCGUCCCUCAACUCGAUCAAUGACUGGUGUGUCUUUGCGCCCCCAGAGCCCAACUCGGUCAUUGGUGACACCGAGGAGUUUGAGGUCGCUUGGUGCAUGCAACCCCGUAACAACGCCCGUGUCAUCCCGGACGGAACCAUCACGGCCGCCCACUUUGUCAAGACCCCUCUCUACUGGCAGAUCCAGGGCUUCGGUGACCUCACCAAGCUCAACAUCCAGGCCGGCGACCAGGGAGGAGAGCUCGACCCCCACGGUGCUACCGGUAACGGUAACCCUGUCGGCGGAAACGUGACCACCAACGCUACCGGUCAGGAUGUCAGCUACGAGGAGUGGAUGAACUACAUGUCCGCCACCCAGUUCUGUCUCCGUAUCUGUAUCGCCCAGAACUCGACCUACUCGGCUGCUAUCGAGUGCCAGCACACCAUCGACCUUCUCGGUUGCCAGUGGGUGAUGCCCGGAGACUACACCGACAACUCGUUCACCGAGUGUGACGCCGACGCUGCCUACCCCCCUGGUGUCUACCCCCAGGCCAACGGCUCCACGUCGACCUUUGCCCAGCGUUACACCGGUACCUACACCCAGGGCGGAUCCAUCGGUCUCUUCACCAUCGGCCAGACUGUCACUCCCCAGACCCCUUACUCCACCCCCGCUUCUUCCAACUGCAAGACAUACACCUCGAUCGGUAACGGUAUUGCUUCGCUCGCCGGUGCUGCCGUCUCCACGAGCCGCGCUUCCGGCUCCAGCAGCAUGUCUGGCUCUGCCUCCAUGUCGGGCUCCAUGUCGUCCAUGUCUGGCUCGGCUUCAUCCCGCUCCGGCUCGGCCUCCGUUUCGGGCGCGUCCAACUCGGCCGCUUCCGCCGUCGCUAGCGCUAGCAAGUCCGGCUCGGGCGCCAUGUCUGGUUAUGCCGGCGCCAACUACGGACCCGUCAUGGCCGUGGGCUUCAGCGUGUUCGCCGUCAUGGCCGGUGCGGGUGCCAUCCUUCUUUAA
This is a messenger RNA of Dioszegia hungarica, 1056 nucleotides long. RefSeq names its product macrophage activating glycoprotein. NCBI's taxonomy places the organism in Eukaryota, Fungi, Basidiomycota, Tremellomycetes, Tremellales, Bulleribasidiaceae. Bases 1 to 1056 code for a protein of 351 amino acids. The transcript is spliced from 4 exons. The record is from RefSeq and is a predicted model, not a curated record.